Molecule: messenger RNA, 4091 nt
Organism: Rhinolophus ferrumequinum (greater horseshoe bat)
Lineage: Eukaryota; Metazoa; Chordata; Mammalia; Chiroptera; Rhinolophidae
Gene: RAB9B
Product: RAB9B, member RAS oncogene family
Exons: 3
Coding region: 466-1071 (201 amino acids)
Biological process (GO): retrograde transport, endosome to Golgi; Rab protein signal transduction
Cellular component (GO): lysosome; phagocytic vesicle; late endosome
Molecular function (GO): GTPase activity; GTP binding
Source: RefSeq, a predicted model, not a curated record
CAGGAAAGAAGGGUGAGCGAGCCAGGGAGCGCUCUCUACCAGUGGGGGCGGGAGGCAGCUGGGUCCCCAGGGCCAAGAAAGGGGCCUGAGGAGGCGGUGCGGGCCCCGCCCCCUCCCCUCGCGGGCGCGGGCGCGAGACGUUGCGCGGCAGCAGCGGCGGGCGCGAGCGGCAGCUGUCAGGCCGCGGAGGUCGGAGCUGCACUUGCAGCCCCACUGAGGACGAGGAGGCAGCAGAAGCAGUGACGGUGUCGCUGAGCUGCCGGGCUGCCUGCACGCAGAGCUAACUGCCUGGCGCCCGCGGCUGUCUCCCAUCUCUGAUCCUUUGUGUCAGAAUAGAAAAAGAAAGAAUAAAACAACAACAAGAAAAAGACCAGAUUGUGACAAAGACGCACUUGGGUAGGUUUAUAUUUUACACUCAACUGGACUCUCUUGUUUACAAACUCCUCCCCGUCUGGUGCUACAACGAUGAGUGGGAAAUCCCUGCUUUUAAAGGUCAUUCUCUUGGGUGAUGGUGGAGUUGGGAAAAGCUCACUUAUGAACCGUUAUGUAACCAAUAAAUUUGACUCCCAGGCUUUUCACACCAUAGGGGUAGAGUUCUUAAAUCGAGAUCUGGAGGUAGAUGGACGUUUUGUAACUCUCCAGAUCUGGGACACUGCAGGGCAGGAACGUUUCAAGAGCCUUAGGACACCCUUCUACAGGGGAGCAGACUGCUGCCUCUUGACCUUCAGCGUGGAUGACAGGCAGAGCUUCGAGAACCUUGGUAACUGGCAGAAAGAAUUCAUCUACUAUGCAGAUGUGAAAGACCCUGAGCACUUCCCCUUUGUAGUUCUGGGUAACAAGGUAGACAAAGAGGAUAGGCAAGUGACUACUGAGGAGGCACAAGCCUGGUGCAUGGAGAAUGGGGAUUACCCUUAUCUAGAAACAAGUGCCAAAGAUGAUACUAAUGUGACAGUGGCCUUUGAAGAAGCUGUCAGACAGGUGUUGGCUGUAGAGGAACAGCUAGAGCAUUGCAUGUUAGGUCACACUAUUGACUUGAACAGUGGCUCCAAAGCAGGAUCUUCAUGUUGUUAAAAGUAAGAAGCCUUUUAAAAGUGUGCCCCAAGUUGAUCACUCAGUAAUAUAAGAAUAACUGUGCCCCUCUAAGAGUGCACAAACAAAAAAAGGGUAAGAGUUAAGGUUGUAAUUGUUAAUCAGACAGAGGCUUUCAAACUGAAGUUGUAGAGCAGUAUUUUUAAAAGUGCUUUAUUAAGCCAAGUGUAUUUUGAGUGAUUUCUGCUAUUUCCUUCUUGUGUGUAUCAGGACAUUUCAGAAAGCUUUAGUCCUGAGAGAUGUAAAUGUUUUUUCAAAUCACAGUUUAAACUUAGAACCCAGCCGCAUGAAGGAAUUAAAGAACUACAGCUAUCCCUUAAAGCGUUCCGUUAAUCAACUAACAAAUGUCACCAUCGACUCUUGCCAAGCAGUUUCUGACAUGUCUGCCAAAGGGAAGGUGGGGAAUAAAACUCCGAGCUGGAUUACAAUAAAAAUAAUAAUACAAACAUGGAUGUUCUAAACUCAAAUUAUAAAGAGGUUGUAAUGAGUAGGAAUGCAAAAAGUGUAAUGAUGUACACUGCCUUGUUUAAAUCCUUAUGUAUGGUUUGCUCCCAUCUGAGCUUUUCAAAAAAUACCAUCUCAAUAAGCGAUACACUAAUGACACUGAAAAUUAAUCAUACUCCUUGUGUUUGAAAUAACAGGGUACUAGGGAAUGGAUUAUGCUUAAAUAUGCCAACCACCCUUGCAAAUAAAUGGCUGGUCUGCUUUUACUUCAUAAGUCUGCUUUUGCUGCAUAGGGAUGUUGCUUCUUUGACAACCUCUUUUCAAUUUAGCAAUGCUGCUUAAUAUAUGGCUUUGGAUACAGUGCUCUCUGCUCGUAAUUUGAUGGUCCUUUGGUCCACCAUGCUGUGCUCUCAGAGAAGCCUUCAGAAAAGAUUGGGGGAUAAUGGGCUUUUCUCACAAGGUUCCUUAACUCACAUAUUUAUUGUAGAAGAAGAAACUGAUUUCUUGUAUGUUGUACUGUAUGUUCAGCCAAAUUAGGACAUUGAAAGUGACAAGAGAGCAGACUUUAACACAGUGUUAGAACGAAUGUCUCAUAAUUAGAUUUGUCCAACAGUAGAAUGGACUGCCUUAAUAGUGAACUCCCUUCCAGUAAAAAUAUUCAAGAAGAUGCUGGAUGACCAUCUUUAAAUACCAUUAAAAAAAAUUCUGUUCUGGCUAGAUGUUUGGUUUAAAGUCCCUUCCAACUCAAAGUUCUAUAAAUCUAUAAGCUACAAACUACGUUUCAGUGCCAUGUUAUAGUUAGAUGUAUCUUAAGACAACAGCUAAGACUAUGGAGAGGGACUUUAAAAAGGCCCAAACUAUUCUGGGAUCAGCAUUUAACAGCAAGUACAUAGCUCAGUCUUUUGCUUUUGCACUAUGGCAGGAGAAAUUCUUGAGAUCUGAGUAAUCAUUAUGUGCCCUGAUAUAAACAUCCUAAAGAUACCAUCUUAAAAUACAAAAGUGGGGGCGGCCGGUUAACUCAGUUGGUUAGAGCGCAGUGCUCUUAACAACAAGGUUGCCGGUUCGACCCCCACAUGGGCCACUGUGAGCUGCGCCCUCCACAACUAGAUUGAAACAACUACUUGACUUGGAGCUGAUGGGUCCUGGAAAAACACACUUAAAAUAAAAUUUUUAAAAAAUACAAAAGUGGUUUGUCAAAUUUUGAUUACCAUGACUGCCUGUUAUCUACAUGCAGUCUAGUUUUUGUCAGUUGACCUGUUUGUCCUGCAUUGCUUUUAAUCUGUACUUUUAAAACAUCUAUGAUUAAAAAUAGUGACCCAAGUUAGUGAGGGACAGUUAGAAAUGAUCCCCCAAAGAGACCUGGGCCAGGGAGGGAAGGAUGGGAGCUUUCAAAGGAAUAGAGCCUAGAACUCUCCAUUGUAGCCACAUAUGGAAUCAGCCUUACACAUGGGACCUUAUGUGCUUUAAGAGCUCUGGGACUUUUUGGCCACAUAGACAAUUGGAAGACAGUGUUCCAACCCAGUCAUACUCGAUAUUUCCAAUUUAAAUAUAGUCCUGACCCCAUUGUCCAACUAGCUUUGAUGACAGAAGUCGAAGCCAGAACUGGGACCCCACAGCUCUUAAGUAUUGGUCCCUGUCCUGCCUAUGCCUAUAGCCAGCCACACUGGUUUCCAGGUUUUGUGAUCAUUUUGCUAUAAUCAUGUUAGGGUGAAAGUCUGUUAUAUCAGCACUGUUAAAUGCUAAUUGUUUUUAAGUGCAUGAGACCCGGGGCUUUCUCUUUCUACUUGCACUCUGCUUAUGAUAGUUUCAAUUCGUAGAUCUCAGGCCUUCAUAAAGACCUCCAUCCACUCACAGAAGUACUUGUCUCUAUUAGAAUGGCAUGUUGUCAUUUAAGUAAAAAAAAUUACAUGGGUAUCCCAUUCAUAGGCCUCCUGUCCAUCCAAGACAAGUGUUAAUUUUACUGGCAGGUCAACUGAAGCCCGUUUUCUCUUAGCCAUACUAAUUUUUUUUCUGCCAAAUCACUACACAGUAUCUUAAUGAAAGCACUUAACAUUAAGUAACAAAAACAGUAGCAUUUUGGUGAAUAACACUCAGUGGAAUGCUGAUGUAUAAUUUGGGUGAGAUUAAAACACACCAAAGGCUGAAAUCUGUGAGUACCAGGAACUGUGCAUAUAGGCUUAGAAAUUGUGUACCCUAGAAUGUGCAGAACAGUCGUUUCAGUAGGUUUAUUCAUGAACACUAGAUUUUUUUGAAUAAGCUAUUUUUAAUUGGAACUAUACUGUUUUUCAAUGGUCUAUUAAAACAUCAUACAGAAUAUUUAUUUAGCUUCUUUUCAUACAUUGGGUUAACAUUCAGGGGUCCUCAGGUUCCAUAUGUCUUCAGUGGAAUGAUAAGUUUCAGGUUAAUUUGUGCCUGCCCCAGCCAUCUCUACUUUACCCUGAGGUUUUCCAGAAUCCUCUUGUUGCAGGUGCUGCUAAAAACUCAAAAUUGUGUAUCAGAUAUUUUGUUUCAACUGUAAAAAGUCAUCUGUGUUGAAGUAAAUAAAAAGUGCAUUUUGA